AACUCUAACAACCGUCACAUCAUCACACGAAUGUCCCAGUUGAAGACUCUUGAUGCAUUUACCAGCCUUUGGCCGAUAAAGAGAAAUCUUGAGGCUCGCGUAAUCGAGAGCACUGAACGGUACUACCGUAAGGUGGACACCGAAUAUGCGUCUGCCUCCGGCCAAAGGACAGAACUUCAGCUGAUCUCCAAUCAAGCGGAAGCUUGCCCUGGCGCUGUACCUGGCAAUCCAUGGAAGGACCGAGACGGAAAGACGCUCAAGGACUACGACUACUACGUUCAAGUCCAUAUCCGUCGCGAACAAAAUGCUACCGUUUAUCUCCUAGACUACAUGGAUAGUGUCCCUCCUGGGGAGACAUCAAAUGCUCUUGGAAAGCUGGCCGAUCUGCACCUUCGAUUGGCUCUCUUCAGAGAGCACGUUGCAGCAUCAUGGGCCGGGUCCGAUAGAUAUGAAUACUUGCUCCAACUCAUCAUCUAUAUCAACAACAUCCUGAACGAAGUAUGGAGUGACUUUUGGAAUACGUGGUAUUCAAAGCCCACGGAGAUGUCACUUGAUUUUCGAAGUCGGACGUUAGAGGGCUUUCUUGCUCUUGAUGUCCGUGUAGGACAUUAUUUACCAGCAUUGGCACGGGCUAAUGCUCAUGGCGUCAGUCUAGAGCCGCCCUUAUCAGACGAAGAACGUGGGAGGUUCCUUAGUUGGGCGGGAAUUUUCCAAUGGCCGACCCAUUGGGAAACUCACCAUCCAGUAUCCAUGCGAAAUGGAAAACCCUGGUGGAACAAACCAUAUAAUCCUAAAGAAUGUCGCGUUUUGCAGGAGGAUCUGGCAGUAGUGCCCGUUCUUUCGCAUAUCGAGGUAGCUCGGAUGAAGACUACCUUUUCCCAGCACUAUACCGCUGUUCAGAAAGCUACGACAUCAUUGCGUAAGUUCAAAGCCAAAGGUGCUGCCAUUACUAAGACAAAGGCAAAGCCCAAGCCAAAAGCCAAGAAGGCUGUUACUGGCUCUGCGAGGAAGCAGCAGAACAAUGGCUUGGAUUCUACGCCGCCGGCUUCUCGUUACAGUCAGCGUUUGCGGGAUGGUUCGCGGGGGCCACCUUCAGACAGAAGUCGAGACAGCUCUUCCACCCCUUCUUCCCAUGCCCGACCGCUUACACCACCGUCUUCCACAUUGGGGAGGGAGGAACAUAUCGAACCAGGUGAAGAAAUGGAUGUUGAUCCUACUCCUUCUAGAGGGCCGACAGAGCCGGAACGCAGCAGUACCCCCAGGGCUAAUACUCCUCGUUCUCGCUCUACGCCAACUCCGUCUACUGUCGGUGAGAGACGAGAUCUCAAUAUAGAGCACGAUGACGGGAUUUUUGCUUCUCGUCAACCAGAGCAGUCCGAAGCACCCAACGCUAACACCGAUUCUGCACUUCCUCGUGUUGCAUAUCCUAGACAGUCGCUUUCGUACGUGACUGCAAGUCCACCAUCUUCAAGUAGCAAGGCUUGUGUAGUACCAAGCAGCCCCUCGACCCGAGAAUCAUUGGCACGAUCUACGCCUUCGGAAGCAGCGAGCACAUUCCCCGCCUUCCUGCGAAAGCCUAUUGGAGAUCCAGCUGAGGCCAUUCGCCUUGGUCGAGAAUUUAACAUGCCCCAACUCGUUAUCGCAGCAUUCUACAAGGUCGUUCUGGAUCGCAACUUCAAUCUCCAGAGCCUUUCUGAGGAUGCGGAUAGGAUGCAUGUCCUCCGAGCGAGACUCCACCUUCAGGAGGCUUGGUCCCAGUCUACCAGACUUCCCCCUCCGCCAUCGUGCGAGAUCGAGGAUGAUUGUGUCUGUGUUUCGCGUAAUGCUACUGCUGCAGUUGAGUGUGUGAAUUCGUUCAUGAUGUUUUGCAAGAGUCGAACGGGGAAGUACUGUGGGCCUUGCACAUCUUACACAAUUCCAGUUGGCAUAACAUGGGGUAUUGUGAACAGUGUGCGGAGGCAAUGUCCGGUUAUUUCCAAGCGAAGGCGAGGGAUGUCUUUGAGGAUCUUGCCAGCAUGCUUGUUUCACCCUGAACGGUAUUUAUUUUAAGUUGUUUUCAGAUCUUCCUUUCGCCGCUAUUUCUGGAUUGGUGUUUCUGCUGUUCGCAAUAUCUGAUUCGCUUUCGUUGUCUUGCUUUUGUACCCUGCUCCAAGCACCCUGUUGUAUUCAAAUGUUCGUUCAACUUUCGCAUUGUACUAGUAUUGCUUUUCUCGCUUCGUCUCCGGUUCUUAUCCUGUUACUCCGUUGCUCGAUGUCCAUUAACGCCAUACAGUACUGUUGGUAUCAUAUGGAUAGCAAGUUUUGUCUCCAUUAAAUGAAUUGCAGGAUAAAUUACAGCAAUAAUAUGUGCUAUCCACGACGGGUUUGCUCAUACA
Somion occarium is the source of this 2375-nucleotide messenger RNA. The record is from the annotation of a GenBank genome assembly. Lineage: Eukaryota; Fungi; Basidiomycota; Agaricomycetes; Polyporales; Cerrenaceae.